Messenger RNA from Epinephelus lanceolatus (giant grouper), 918 nucleotides. RefSeq lists its product as uncharacterized. Gene Ontology annotation, biological process: proteolysis. NCBI's taxonomy places the organism in Eukaryota, Metazoa, Chordata, Actinopteri, Perciformes, Serranidae. The record is from RefSeq and is a predicted model, not a curated record. Gene Ontology annotation, molecular function: serine-type endopeptidase activity.
CUGACACCAUGAGACUGCUGGCUCUGCUGCUGGUGAUCGGAGCUGCUGCGGCAGUUCCCCGUGAAGAUGGCAGGAUCAUUGGUGGGUAUGAGUGUGAGCCGAACUCUCGUCCAUACAUGGCCUCCCUCAACUAUGGCUACCACUUCUGUGGUGGGGUGCUCAUCAACAGGCAGUGGGUGCUCUCCGUUGCCCACUGUUGGUACAAUCCCUAUGCCAUGCAGGUCAUGCUGGGAGAACAUGAUGUGCGAGUGUUUGAAGGUACAGAGAAGCUCAUGAAGACCGACACCAUCAUCUGGCACCCCAGUUAUGACUACCAGACGCUGGAUUUCGACAUCAUGCUGAUUAAGCUCUUCCACCCGGUGGAGGAGACCGCAGCAGUCGCGCCCAUCUCGUUGCCCACAUGGUGCCCGAUAGGGGGGCUUCCCUGCACUGUGUCUGGCUGGGGUAACUCCGCCCCCGACGGCGAGCCGGUGAACUUGCCGACCCGUCUGCAGUGUUUGGACGUGCCCAUCCUGGACGAGCAGGACUGUGAGAACGCCUAUCCCGGCAUGAUCACACGCAGGAUGAUGUGUGCCGGGUACUUGGACGGAGGCAGAGAUGUCUGCAAUGGUGACUCCGGCAGCCCUCUGGUGUGUGAAGGAGAGGUCCACGGCCUGGUGUCAUGGGGUCGGGGGUGUGCUCAGCCCAACUACCCCGGGGUCUACGUCAAACUGUGUGAGUUCCUCUACUGGAUUGAGGACGUCAUGGCAGCAAACCCCUGAAGAAGUCACCCAUUUUUCACUUUAUUUCUCCUCAUGUCUCCCACUGGUUCUCCUCAUUCUUAUUUUCUUUUGAAGCCCUGACUUUAAUUUCUGUGUUUCACUGGUGCCUUGUCUCCUUUUAAAAUUUCUCCCCCAUAUAUCCAACGCACGUGCCAAA